This is a messenger RNA of Suillus subalutaceus, 514 nucleotides long. RefSeq lists its product as uncharacterized. Bases 185 to 514 code for a protein of 109 amino acids. Gene Ontology annotation, molecular function: oligopeptide transmembrane transporter activity. The transcript has 2 exons. NCBI's taxonomy places the organism in Eukaryota, Fungi, Basidiomycota, Agaricomycetes, Boletales, Suillaceae. The record is from RefSeq and is a predicted model, not a curated record.
CUUGAAGCUCGCUUUAACUAGCACGGCAGCAUUAAUACCAGUAUCAAUAUCAGUAUUUGAUUGAUCUACCGAGUUGUAUGCUCUUGUCUAAGAGAGCUUACAACUUAGUGGUGGAGUCUUAUCACUGUCUCUGGCCCGAGGGACACUUUUGAUCCCUGAUCGUGCUACACACUUGCUGGGGGAGAUGGCUGCCCUCGACACAAACCGGCAGAAUGGAGUGGUAAAGAUACGCGGCCUCAUGGUGAUCGACAUGGUCUUUUUUAUGGGAAUGGGCAUCACAAUCUUCACAUGCUUUUUAACGCUCACUCAGGUUGACGUCAUGCAUGCCCUGAUCGGUUUCUUGAUGGGUGGAUUACUCAGCAUCCUGAGGGUGUGGGCACUGGAAGAGACUGAUCUGAAUCCUGUAAGCGGAGUGGAGAAGAUCUCGCAACUUCUCUUUGCUUGGAUUCAACCUGGCAAUGUGGUUGCAAACAUCAUUGCCAGAGGUGUUGCAGAAGCUGGGCAUCUGUGCUAG